AUGCGGCUCUACAGACCACCACUCGGAGGUCUCCGCUUUGAGAGGGGAAGGCUGUAUGGACGCGCCUCGUUCUUGAGACGAGGCUUGUUGACACACAGCUAUAAUCGUGGUCCUACCGAGCCGCCUUUAAUCGAAUCGACUGUCGGCGACCACUUUACUCGAAUCGCGACCGAACACGGGGACCGAACAGCUAUUAUCUCGAAGCACCAAAACGAGCGAAUCACAUAUAGGGGUCUCGAUUUACGAAGCAAUGCUCUUGCUAGAGGGCUUCAAUCUGCCGGUGUGAAAAGGGGAGAUCGAGUUGGAGUUAUGCUUGGGAAUUCAAUGGAAUAUGCGGUGGUUCCAUUGAACCCAUCUUUUAAUUCUACUCAAGUCGUAGCGGCAUUGAGUCACCUGGAAUCCAGUCAUCUCAUCAUCAGCACAGAAUCCAAUCUACCCCGGAAAAACCCUCGAAGCAAUAUCCCUCUGCUCAAACAGCUGGUACCAGACCCCUUUGCCUCAAAACUAGAGUCCGAGGCAGUUCCCUCUUUGAAGCAGAUAAUUGUUAUCGACAACUCUUUCGGCCGCAUAGACACCUCCUCUUACAAGGGCUUAACGCCUUUCACAUCUAUAUCGUCCGAGCUAGCGGCAGAUAAUCAGCCCUUGUCGAAUCUAAAGCUAUCCCCGAAUGACAUAGUGAAUAUCCAAUUCACAUCCGGGACAACUGCUAUGCCCAAAGCAGCUUGUUUAACCCACCGCUCUAUUCUAAACAAUGGUUUCCAAAUUGGUGACCGCAUGCGCCUCACCCCUGAAGAUAUCAUAUGCUGCCCACCUCCUAUGUUCCAUUGUUUUGGAAGUAUCCUCGGAUAUAUGGCGACUGCCACUCAUGGCUCUGCCAUCGUGUUCCCAACAGAAUCUUUCAAUGCCCGCGCAGCACUGAGGGCAGUUCAAGAAGAAAGGUGUACGGGGCUUUACGGAGUCCCAACGAUGUUCCUGGAAGAGCUUGGCCUUAUCGAGUCGGGAGAGAUUUCAGGCGACGGCUUCCAGUAUCUACGAACAGGAAUUGCUGCGGGUAGCAGCAUUCCUGCAGAGCUGAUGAAGAAGCUGCAUAGGGUGCUGAACCUAACUGAGCUGACCAUUUGCUACGGCAUGACUGAGACAAGUCCCGUCUCGGCGAUGACUACCACCGAUGACCCUAUUGAGAAGCGCAUUCAUACCGUUGGGAGACUUAUGCCACAUGUCGAAGCUAAAGUUGUGAAUCCAGAGAACAGAAACGAGGUUCUUCCUAUUGAAGCACGCGGUGAAUUGGCUGUCAGUGGGUAUCUACUCAUGAAGGGGUACUGGGGUGAUCCCGAGAGAACAGCGAAAGAGAUGUUCGCAGAUAAUACCGGAAAGAUUUGGAUGCAUACUGGAGACGAGGCUUCAAUGUCACCAGAUGGAUAUAUCACCAUCACUGGACGCAUCAAGGACUUGAUAAUUCGAGGAGGGGAGAAUAUCCAUCCUCUGGAGAUUGAGAAUUGUCUGUUAGCGCAUCCAGGUGUCGGCGAAGCGUCUGUUGUAGGCGUCCCAGAUCAGAGAUACGGCGAAGUCGUCGCUGCUUUUGUCAUUGCUCGAGAACAUGGACCUGGAUCUGUUACCAAGGAGGAGCUUCAGGAAUGGACACGGGAGAAGCUGAGCAAUCAUCUUGGUAAGCCAUAUCAAUGA
This is a messenger RNA of Penicillium angulare, 1683 nucleotides long. RefSeq lists its product as uncharacterized. The record is from RefSeq and is a predicted model, not a curated record. Lineage: Eukaryota; Fungi; Ascomycota; Eurotiomycetes; Eurotiales; Aspergillaceae. The transcript is spliced from 5 exons. Gene Ontology annotation, biological process: fatty acid metabolic process. Gene Ontology annotation, molecular function: medium-chain fatty acid-CoA ligase activity. The coding region runs from base 1 to 1683 and encodes 560 amino acids.